AGGACCGUAGUCCUGAAAUGAAAAAUAAAUUCUAAAGGACGAAAACGGCCACGUCUGGACCUAAACCCCUAAAAAACCCCUACGCCGUUUCUCUCUGGGUGUAGUCGGGACUUCAGACCUCUUUCUGUUUCUUUCUUCUUCUUCUUCUUCCCUUUUUUCUUAAAAAAAUUUAUCGUUCAAUCUUCUUUAGCUUCAGGUUAUAGGAAACCCUUAAAAGGAAAAAAUAUGUCUGAGGUUGAUGAACAAAUCACAAAGGCUUUCAAAGCACGAAGAACAGCAUUGCAAAUGCUGAGGGAUCGGGGUUAUUCGGUAGAGGAUGCAGAAAUCAAAAUGUCAAGGCAACAAUUUGUUGAGAGAUUUGUGGUAAAUGGGCAGUUGAAAAGGGAGGAUCUUUUAAUUGAAUCAAGCAAAGGAGAUGGUCCAUAUAAUCAGAUCUGUGUUUUCUUUCCUGAUGGACCAAAGGUUGGUGUCCCAGUGGUAAGAAGUUAUGUUGGAAAAAUGAAAGACAAGAAUGCUUUCAAUGCAAUUUUGGUUGUACAAAAGCCUCUAACAGCACCAGCAAAAGGAGCUAUAGUUGAAGUUAAUACCAAUUUUGGUCUAGAAGUUUUUGAGGAGGCAGAGUUGUUAUCCAAUAUUACAGAACACAUAUUUGUUCCUAAACAUGCAGUGUUGACAAGUGAAGAAAAGAAGAAAUUACUUGCUGAUUACAGGAUAAAGGAAACACAGUUACCACGUAUCCUUGUCAACGAUCCAGUUGCAAAGUAUUAUGGAUUGAAGCGUGGACAAGUCAUGAGGAUUAUUCGAGAGAGUGCAACGGCUGAUACCUACGUUACUUAUAGAUAUGCCGUGUGAGUGUCUCCCUCAUAUUCACAUGAUGUGGAAUACUUAUCAGCUGGAAGGGUAAAGCAUUUGUGGUAAACUGGAAUUUUGAUAUUGGUUUUUCUUCUUGUUACAUCAAAAGUGAGAUGCUGACCUUGAUUUCAAAUCUGGGUUUCAUAAUUGCCAACUUAGCCAAGCUGCUGUUGUUGGUACAAUUUUGCUAUAUUGGUUAAAAUAAGGAACUUGCCUUUUG
This is a messenger RNA of Rubroshorea leprosula, 1072 nucleotides long. The record is from the annotation of a GenBank genome assembly. NCBI's taxonomy places the organism in Eukaryota, Viridiplantae, Streptophyta, Magnoliopsida, Malvales, Dipterocarpaceae.